Molecule: messenger RNA, 858 nt
Organism: Miscanthus lutarioriparius
Lineage: Eukaryota; Viridiplantae; Streptophyta; Magnoliopsida; Poales; Poaceae
Source: the annotation of a GenBank genome assembly
AUGGCUUUUAUAGUGAGGCAUGGCACCGGGAUUGUUUGUGUCAGCAUGAAAGAAGAGGAUCUGGAAAGGCUACAACUUCCUCUUAUGGUGACGACAAAGGAAAAUGAAAAGAAACUGCGAACUGCCUUCACUGUUUCAGUGGAUGCCAAGGAGGGAACAACAACUGGGGUUUCAGCAAACGAUCGGGCAAACACAAUACUGGCACUUGCGUCUCCUAAUUCCAAACCUGAGGACUUCAACCGGCCAGGACAUAUUUUUCCUCUUAAAUACAGAGAAGGUGGUGUGUUAAAAAGGGCUGGACAUACUGAAGCAUUGGUGGACCUUGCCAUGUUAGCUGGGUUACCUCCUGUUGCAGUUCUUUGUGAAAUUGUUGAUGAUGAUGAUGGCUCCAUGGCUUUGUUACCGAAACUGCAACAAUUUGCUAAGAGGGAGAACCUGAAGAUAAUAUCAAUCGCAGACCUGAUAAGAUAUAGGAGAAAGAGAGACAGAUUGGUAGAGUGUGUUUGUGUUACACCAUUACAGUUACAAUGGGGUUCGUUUAAAUCCUGUUGCUAUAGAUCUCUUAUUGAUGGGAUGGAACACAUAGCCAUGGUGAAGAUAUUGCACGAUCUUGGUGUCAGGACCAUGCGGUUGAUGACUAACAACCCUGCGAAGUACACAGGACUCAAGGGUUAUGGUUUAAGUGUCCUUGGCAGAGUGCCAUUGCUGACACCGAUAACCAAUGAGAAUAGGCGCUACAUGGAAACAAAGCGAUUGAAGAUGGGGCAUGUUUAUGGAAGCCGCUCUAGUGCUGGCGAGAGAGAGGAGCAGGAUCAGAAUGACAGUGCCGGCGUGCAAGAUCAAACUCCAGAAGCUUGA